This is a messenger RNA of Telopea speciosissima, 1230 nucleotides long. RefSeq names its product putative F-box protein At5g55150. The transcript has a single exon. Lineage: Eukaryota; Viridiplantae; Streptophyta; Magnoliopsida; Proteales; Proteaceae. Bases 39 to 1199 code for a protein of 386 amino acids. Gene Ontology annotation, molecular function: protein binding. The record is from RefSeq and is a predicted model, not a curated record.
UACUUUCAACAGUCUAUUUGCACGGGACAAGGAAGGGUAUGGCGAACUGGUCCGAGCUUUGUAAUGACAUUUUAGGACUGAUUGUGGAUCAGUUUUCGGCAAUCGAAGAUAUUGCUCAUUUUGGUGAGGUUUGCCGGUCAUGGAGAUCAGUUUCAGUCGAGAAGUGGGACUUCUCUAUUGCUGCUCCCUGGCUGAUGCUUGCAGAGAAGGAAGACAGUGACAACCGUGGCUUCUACAGUCUCUCCACCCAAAAGGUUUACCACUUGAACUUGCCAGAGGCCCGUGGCAGGAAGUGUUGGUCCUCUUGGGGUUGGUUGAUAACUUUGGGGCUUGAUUUGGAGAUUAACUUAUUAAACCCUUUUUCUCGUUCUCGAGUUCAAAUUCGGCUUCCACCUCAACCAACACUCCCCGAACAAUACAGAGUUGAAGUUAAUCCAGAAUUUAUCCGCCGAGCUUUUAUACAGAAAGCGAUAUUGUCCUCAAGACCAUCUCGUUCUUCAGCUAAAACAACCCAUUCUUCUUGUGAAGAAGAAGAAGAAGAUGAUGAAAAAUGCGUGGUUAUGGCGAUAAUCGGAGAUUACAUGAAAUUAGCAUUCUUGAGAUUGGGAGAUGAAGUUUGGACUCCUGUAGACAGUCAUAUAGGCAUUGCUAAUGUCGUCUACCUCAAUGGUCAAUUCUAUGCCAUCAAUAACAAAGGGGAAUUGUUGAUUGUUGACAUUUCCAGUCAUCAACCAAAGACGAUUGAGUUGGCUAAACCACCAGAGGACUUAAACACUUAUGCGUAUUUUUAUCUCGUGGAGUUAGUAGGAGAACUCUUUAUGCUUGCACGAGAUGUUUUUGAGGGCGAUGAAUCGAAGAAAUUCGGGGAUUACAUUCAUGAAACAGAAGGUUUUGAUGUUUACAAGUUCAAUUAUGAUAACAGGAAGUGGACGCAGGUGACGAAGAGCCUAGACAAUCAUGCGCUGUUUGUGGGUGAUAAUUCCUCCUUUGCAGUGUUGCCCUCUAACCAUUUACAUUUAGGAUGCGAACCCAAUUGUAUCUACUUCACUGAUGAUGAUACAUUUGGUCUUAGGAAAGGAAGAGGUGGUAAAGACAUGGGAGUGUUUCGGAUGGAGACUGAGGAAGUGGAUGAUCACUAUGUUGGCCCCGACAUCCUUUCUCGUAUUUGUACAUCUCUUUGGAUUUGUCCCCCUCGGUAGGAGAGAGGAGGUUGUGGCUGGAUUUGUUGCC